GGCCGCGAGCGUGGGCCAUCUCGAGACAGUUGCGGGCUGCGGAGCGUGGAGGUUGGCGGCCUGCGUUCGGCCAGCUCCAGCGGCUCACAGGGUGAAGUAACGAGGCGCAGCAAGCCGAGCCUCCCCGCUCCUCCGACAGCGUGGGCCAUGGAGACCCAGGUGCUGACGCCGCACGUCUACUGGGCUCAGCGCCACCGUGAGCUGUAUCUGCGCGUGGAGCUGAGUGACGUGCAGAACCCCGCCAUCAGCAUCACGGAAAACGUGCUGCAUUUCAGAGCUCAGGGACAUGGUGCCAAAGGAGACAACGUCUAUGAAUUUCACCUGGAGUUCUUUGACCUCGUGAAGCCAGAGCCGGUGCACAAGCUGACCCAGAGGCAGGUGAACAUCACAGUCCAGAAGAAGGUGAGCCGGUGGUGGGAGAGGCUCACGAAGCAGGAGAAGCGCCCACUGUUUUUGGCCCCUGACUUUGAUCGCUGGCUGGAUGAAUCCGAUGCAGAAAUGGAACUGAGAGCCAAGGAGGAAGAACGGCUAAAUAAACUCAGACUAGAAAGCGAAGGCUCCCCUGAAACUUUUACAAGCUUGAAGAAAGGGUACCUGUUCAUGUACAACCUUGUGCAGCUUCUGGGCUUCUCCUGGAUCUUCGUCAACCUGACGGUGCGCUUCUGUAUUUUGGGAAAAGAGUACUUCUACGACACGUUCCACACCGUGGCUGACAUGAUGUAUUUCUGCCAGAUGCUGGCACUAGUGGAAACCCUCAAUGCUGCGAUUGGUGUCACGAGCUCCCCUGUGCUGCCUUCUCUUAUCCAGUUUCUUGGAAGAAAUUUUAUUCUAUUUAUCAUCUUCGGCACCACGGAAGAAAUGCAAAACAAAGCUGUGGUUUUCUUUGUGUUUUAUUCAUGGAGUGCAAUUGAAAUUUUCAGGUACCCCUUCUACAUGCUGUCCUGCAUCGACGUGGACUGGGACGUGCUCACGUGGCUCCGUUACACUAUGUGGAUUCCCUUAUACCCCCUGGGAUGCUUGUCAGAAGCUGUGGCAGUGAUCCAGUCCAUUCCAGUAUUCAAUGAGUCAGGAAGGUUCAGUUUUACUUUGCCAUAUCCAGUGAAGAUGAAAGUCCAAUUUUCCCUCUUCCUUCAGGUUUACCUUGUAAUGUUAUUCUUAGGGUUAUAUAUUAAUUUUCGACACCUUUAUAAACAGCGCAGGCGGCGGUAUGGACAAAGAAAGAAAAAGCUCCACUAAAGAGAAAUUUGGUAGCUUUGUGCUGGUUUGAGCUGAAUCUAUGAUUCUUACCAUUUUACCUUCUUGUACUGAUGUAAAAGUUAUUAUUUUUUAAGUAAGGCUAUCUCCUUUCCCCAGUAACAUUCCUGAACUUACUGUAUUUUAUCUUAGUAUUGUACUUGCAUGACAUGGAUUUCUGGUAUCUGACAACAGGUUCAUGCUUCUGUAUUUAGUGACAGCUAGACUGCCCUCACCUUUCAUUCAUGUCAGUCUGCUCUUUCCUACAGGUACUAUCUCUCUUCACAGUUAGGACAGGACUACAUUUCCCCAUUGAAAAUGAUCAGAAGUGACCCAGGCAGGACCUAAUAUGUAUUAUACCCAAAGGGUUACUUGUGUAGGGGGUAAACUGACUUUUUGAAAAGCAGGUAAAUUUGGUCAUUGAUUAAACAUUUUUGAGCCAGAGUAGGGCUGGAGAACACUUUGUAUUUGAUGUCUUUUGCUUAAAGACUUUCAUUACUACAGCACUUAGCAGCAUGGGCGUCAAAGAGGCAGAGUGAUUUAAAGAAAGCCAUCAGAACCUGGGAACAUCAUGAAUAUUUCAUUCCUAUUUACAACUGUCUGCAACACUGGAGAAAGAGGGAGCAUUACUUGCAAAACACUGAUAUUAUAAGUUCCAAAUGUGAAUGAAUGGCUGCAGGGGUCAAAAGGAAACAGAGAUUUGGGAGCUAGACAGCUGUUGUAAUGGGAGCCUGUGGCAAAUACUAAAGUAGGCCAGACACACCUACAAGCUGUCCUGGCCUGUGCACACAGUCAGCCUAUAACUUUUUUGGACUAGCUCAUUUUCUUGUGUAUUUCUCUGAGUGAUCAGUGAGACUACCUUUUUCAACUUCAGACUCCUGUUUGUUUUUAUUUUUUAAAACCUGUGCGCAGUGGGAACUUGAGCUGGGAAAUCACCAGGAUUCCUGCAGGAAACCCCCCAAAAGGGGGACUGAAUAAAACCUAGACCUCAGGGUUGGCCAUUGUACAAGAUGUUGUCAGUCUCACUACCAUAUUCCAUGUAAACCUAGUUAUGGGGUAACACUAGAAAUGAGCUAAGGGUGGCAGCACCCAGGUCUGCCACGCUCAGCUGUGUUGUCUCAGUGAGCCCAAGGCAUUAAGCUGGCUGGUCUGACAACCUCAUCUCACUGAAGAGUAGUUUACAGAUUUGCAGCUUCUGUCAGUGCUUGUUGGUAGUGCCUUCUGGUGUUUCUUCCACUGGCAGUGGGACUGACCAGGCAGGUCAGCUUUGCAGCCAACUGUGCUGCAUCCUUGUGCAAAAUCCCAUGUUCUAGUUGCUGUUAGUAUCCCCUUUGUUGCUGUCUGAGAAAGUGAAAGAUUGUGUAUUUCUAUUAAAACAUUUACAGUCAAAAU
Messenger RNA from Microtus ochrogaster (prairie vole), 2625 nucleotides. RefSeq names its product 3-hydroxyacyl-CoA dehydratase 3 (gene Hacd3). NCBI's taxonomy places the organism in Eukaryota, Metazoa, Chordata, Mammalia, Rodentia, Cricetidae. The record is from RefSeq and is a predicted model, not a curated record. Gene Ontology annotation, cellular component: endoplasmic reticulum membrane. Gene Ontology annotation, molecular function: 3-hydroxyacyl-CoA dehydratase activity. Gene Ontology annotation, biological process: fatty acid elongation; sphingolipid biosynthetic process; very long-chain fatty acid biosynthetic process.